Molecule: messenger RNA, 1629 nt
Organism: Mytilus californianus (California mussel)
Lineage: Eukaryota; Metazoa; Mollusca; Bivalvia; Mytilida; Mytilidae
Exons: 3
Coding region: 250-1302 (350 amino acids)
Source: RefSeq, a predicted model, not a curated record
CAGAAAUAUUAACGUCUUAUUUUCGUAUGAAUUUGGCAUGGGCAGUUCUACAACUGCAGCUUGUCAAUAUAGUUAAAAACGUUAUAAUAUUUAAAAGUUGAUUUAAUUUUUAAGGAAACAUAAAAGGAAAUUACAUGAUUAAUCAUAGUGUAAAAAUCGUAUAUCAUAAAUUAAGAUGUACAGUUUGUAAAAAAAAAAUGACAAAUCACUGACGCACAUGUUAGCUGAAAACACCAAACGAGAUUGAAAAUGAAAUAUUACAUCUACAUAUUAUAUGUGGCCAUUUCGAAGUGGUUCAGUGAAGUGGAAGGACAUGGUCGACUGGUUGAUCCGCCAUCCAGAUCCAGUAUGUGGCGAUAUGGAUAUAAAAAUCCACCAAAUUACAAUGAUAAUCAACUUUAUUGUGGUGGAGCUCAAGUGCAAUAUGAAAUGAGCAAUGGCAAGUGCGGAGUGUGUGGAGAUCCUUGGCCAGGCCCACGUGACAAUGAAGAAGGUGGUAAAUAUGCAAAUGGCAUUAUUGUAAGAACAUACGACCCAGGAGAAGAAAUUACAGUAACAGUUGAACUUACUGCAAGUCACAAAGGUUAUUUCCAAUUCAAAUUAUGUCCAAGAAAUGAUCCACUGCAGAAAACAACACAACGGUGUCUAGAUAAUUAUGUCUUGGAACUUGCAGACGGAAGUGGCAAUAGGUAUUAUAUCCCGAACAAAAAUGGCUACCAAACUUUAGUCGUCAAACUCCUUCUCCCAGAAAAUGUAAAGUGUCGUGACUGCACAUUUCAAUGGAAAUACAAUGCGGGAAAUAGCUGGGGCGUAGAUUCAAGUGGUAGAGGAUGCUUGGGAUGUGGGAAUCAAGAACAAUUUUAUGGAUGUGCAGAUAUUGCAAUUGGGUACGAUGACAUUGACGAAGGUGAUUCCUUAAUCACUGGAGAUAACUAUAAAACAAAAAAUUACAGUCCACCUCCUCCUCCUGUUACUAGUGAAGAGCAAACACAAGAUACAAAUACAAAUACAAAUACAAACUGGGACGAUGAUGACACACCGACUAGUUUUUGGGACUCGUUAGUAAGCCAUACAGAUAAGGGGAGUGAAGUGACACUAUUAGAGGAAUUCGAGAAACUACAACGAAUGUUCAAAAACAAAAAUAUUAGACCAUGCGUGUGUCACAGUUGUGUAGGUAAUACUUGCGUGUGUGAAUGCCUACCACAUUCACGCGCACACAGUUUUAUAUCCGAUGGUGUCAGUGCUUGGCUUAUGUAUGUUUUAAGUGUACUGUCAUGCUUAAUACCAAUUAUUUUGAUGUGAUUUAAUUCAAGUUAUUAUGUCUCAUCUUCUGUGUAACUUUUACAAAGUUACAAACUACACGUCUGUGAUAAGUAGCGUAUAUGAAAGGCAAAAUUACACAAAGCGCUUUGCUUAAUUUAUUGUCUCAAAAUGCUGAACACAGUUUAAAGUGCCAUUAACAUUGAAGAAAUCGUAUAUUGGAUUUGUCAUUACAUUUUCUAAUAUGGAUAUUUCAACAGGAGAAAGUGUUGGAAGAGAAUUAAAGACCGAAUUUCUAUUACAGAUUCUUUUUCUGUAUUACAGUUUUAUUUGACUUGUUUACCAAAAAAUAAAAGUGCUGAUGAAUCA